Molecule: messenger RNA, 1821 nt
Organism: Paramecium sonneborni
Lineage: Eukaryota; Ciliophora; Oligohymenophorea; Peniculida; Parameciidae
Source: the annotation of a GenBank genome assembly
AUUAAACUUGUAUUAUUAUUUAUAUUUUCAAGCUAUCAAAAAAUUAUGAAGUUUUGCAAUUUAUUUGUGAAGAAUUUAAGAAAAUUACUCGUUUCAAUUGAUAUGUUUGGAUCUCAAAUUAACUUAUAAAUCAAAAAAGAAAACGAAUAUCAUACUGCUUUUGGAGUGUUAAUGAGUAUUGGGAUCUUAGCAUUAAUUUACUAUUCUUUCUUAUCCUUAGUGAUUGAUAUGAUAGAUCGCAAAAGUCCUAAUGUUCUUUAAAAUAUUUAAUAUUAAGCUAAUCCAGAAGUAUUAUAAAUGUGUCUAUUAAAACAUAGGAAUUCAAUUUAGAGUAAAACUCCUUCCUCUUUUACCUAGUUUUGUCUGAUAGUUAUGGAAUUCCAAUAAUUUAGAAAACUGGUUCACAAAUUUUUACAGCUUCAAUGUAAGCAUGUUCAAGAAUUACUGAUCAAAAUAACACAAUUAAGAACAAUUGUACAAAUUUUACAUUAAAAUCUUGUGCAACAAUUCAAAUAAAUACAUAGAUCUAAGAAUAACUUAAUAUUUCAUAAGCUUUAUUAGCUUCAAGUCUCUGUUUUGAUCCUAAAGACUGGAAUUCAAUAUCACUCUCAUUAUAAGGAACUCCAUAAAGUCCUGUUUUUAAAAGUCUUUAAUUUAAAAUUGAAAAAUGCAAUAAUGCAACAACAGAAGAAAGUAUUAUUUUAAUUCUAUAUAGAUUGUGCACCUUUAGAAUAUAUUAAUAAAAAAUUAAGUCAAGGAUACUUAGGUUUUUUUAUCUCUGAUUCAGUUUUAAAUCAAUAGAAAGCCAAAAAUCCAUUUUCUUUAGUCUCAAAAUUGAUAACAACAACUAUUUCUUCAUAUUAAUACAAAUCGAUGACAUUGUGGAUGAGAAAAUCAAAACUUUAUAAUAAGGAAAACUUUUUUUAUUAUUUUGAGAAUAAUGAUGAAUACAGUGCUUUAUUAUUUGAAAGAUAGUCUGAACAAGUAUUUAAUAUUUAGUAAAAUUAACUGAUUGAUAUAACUUUAUAUUUAGAUGACAGAGAAGCAUUAUAUUAUAGAACCUAUAAUAAUAUUUUAGAUAUUUUAGGGUAGAUGGGAGGUUUAUUAGAAUUAAUGUUAUUUUUGGCGGGGACAAUUGUCAAGCCUUUUAACAAACUUUCAUGUGAUUUAUUUUUAGCAUCAGAAAUUUUUUAUUUUGAAAAACCAAAUAAUCAGUAAAAAAUCCAUCCUUAAGUUCAAGCAUUAAACUAAGUUGAUGGAUUAGUUAAUUAAAGUUAAUUUGCACAAUUAAAAAAGUUCUUUAAAUUAAAAGCUUAAUAAAUCAAAUUAUUUGUUCAUUAAUAUUUAUUCACUUGUGGCAAGGAUAGGCAAUUAAUUUAAUAAAGUAUUGAAUCAAUUUACAAUUAAAUUGAUAUUAUCUAUAUUAUUAAUAAAUUAAUAGAAAUUGAUAAGUUGAAGAAAAUAUUAUUAAAUGAUGAUUAACAAAUAUUGUUUAAUUAUAUUCAUAAACCUAAAAUUUAAUUAGGAAUCAGAGAAAAAAUGAAAGCAAGUAUCAAUUAAAAUUAUUAUGAUACAAGUAAGCUUUCUUUUGAAGAAGAAGUUCUAUAAGCAUUCAAUUCCUAUAAUAUGAUUAAGGAAAACAAUCAAUUAAAGUUUAAGAAAAUAAAUCAAAGUAUAAUAAGUCUCUUGGAUAGAGAUAUUAAAUUGAUUUUUGAAAAUAGUGAGAAUUAAAAAAUACAAAAACAAACUUCAGUCCUGUAAAUUUAAUAAAUUAAUUCAGUAAAUGAUUUAAGUCUUUAAGAAAAUAGAGUUGAUAUUUGA